GUUGUCCGUCAGUCUGGGUCAGUUUCAAUUGUGUUAAUUUUCAUCAACACAUAACUACCUACUCAAGCUAAAUUAAACUUUCUCCAUUCAUGAAAAGUUCAAAGUUGUUAAAAAUAACACGAUUAUUAUAGUAUUCGAUCCUUGUAACUAAUUUAUCUUUUAUAUGUUUAGAGUCUAAGUGAAAUAUGUAAGGUGACGAACAAACACAAUGAGUUAUCAAGAUGAAAACAAUUGUUACGUGGGAUCAUUUCCAAAAGAUUUUAGCUACGGGCCUUUUGAACAGAAUGAAGAUGAAGACAACACGUCAUUACAAGAGGAUCAUAAGCCUCGAAUAUUGCUCAUGGGUCUCAGAAGAUCAGGGAAAUCUUCAAUCCAAAAAGUAGUAUUUCAUAAAAUGUCACCUAAUGAAACUUUGUUUCUGGAAUCAACAAAUAAAAUUGUCAAGGAUGAUAUCAAUAACAGUAGUUUUGUACAGUUUCAAAUUUGGGAUUUUCCAGGACAAAUUGACUUCUUUGAUCCCACUUUUGACUCUGACACAAUUUUUGGAGGAUGUGGUGCAUUAGUUUUUGUAAUAGAUGCUCAGGAUGACUACCAAGAUGCUUUGGAUAAAUUACAACAAACUGUGACCAAAGCUUAUAGAGUUAAUAAUAACAUUAAGUUUGAAGUGUUUAUUCAUAAGGUUGAUGGUUUGAAUGAUGAUUACAAAAUGGAGUCUCAAAGAGAUAUUCACCAUCGGGCAAAUGAUGAUCUUGCAGAGGCAGGAUUAGAACAUGUACAUUUGUCUUUCCACCUUACCUCAAUAUAUGAUCACUCAAUAUUUGAGGCAUUCAGUAAAGUCGUUCAAAAAUUAAUACCACAGUUACCAACAUUAGAGAAUCUUCUUAAUAUCCUAAUAUCUAACUCUGGGAUAGAAAAGGCAUUCCUAUUUGACGUUGUAUCCAAAAUAUACAUAGCAACUGAUAGCUCUCCUGUUGACAUGCAAAGUUAUGAGCUCUGCUGUGAUAUGAUAGAUGUUGUUAUUGAUAUCUCAUGUAUCUAUGGAAUGGUUGACGAAACAGUUGAAGUAAACACAUUCAAUAAUCAAAGUUCAAGUUUGAUAAAACUGAACAAUGGAACUGUACUGUACCUUCGUGAAGUAAACAAAUUUUUGGCGCUUGUCUGCAUUUUGCGCGAGGAAAACUUUCAAAAGCAAGGUGUGAUAGACUACAACUUUCUUUGCUUCCGUGAUGCAAUAACUCAGGUGUUUGAACUACGAAACAAGUGUCAAAAUGCUUUGUCUGUAUCAAGGACAAGAUCAGAUUCACCAGAACCACAAGCCAAUGGCACUGCCGAUUCUGUUGAAAGCACUUCAGAAAGGUCCCAGGCACAAGUACCAUAGCAUAGAUUUAAUCAUAUCUAACCCUAUUAUAAUAUUGAUACAAAAUGUAAAUUUAUAUACUUUUCA
Molecule: messenger RNA, 1444 nt
Organism: Chilo suppressalis (striped riceborer)
Lineage: Eukaryota; Metazoa; Arthropoda; Insecta; Lepidoptera; Crambidae
Source: the annotation of a GenBank genome assembly